This is a messenger RNA of Mya arenaria, 5511 nucleotides long. Its product is annotated as prominin-1-A-like. Bases 663 to 2882 code for a protein of 739 amino acids. Lineage: Eukaryota; Metazoa; Mollusca; Bivalvia; Myida; Myidae. The record is from RefSeq and is a predicted model, not a curated record. Gene Ontology annotation, cellular component: membrane. The transcript has 22 exons.
AUUUUUUCCGACGUUUCUCUUGCGAAAUAAAAAUUCAUGGAAAACUCCGCAUGGUGAAAAUAUGGAUACAUUAUGUCAAUAAAGGUGAUCCCAUGGAAUAAAACUGUUCAGCGAUCUUCAAUUAUUUUUAUCAAACCGGCCUUUCCCUAAAUCCUUUUGGAGGAUUCGGUAGUGAUAAGGGGCAUAUAUCAAUAUCAAAUUGAUUUUGAAAGUAUAGAAACGAGUGAGAGAGAAGCAAAUACUGUAUCUAAUUUCAAUUAAUUGUUUUUUUUAAAUCGGCAUUCAUAAACUUUGUGCUUACAUAUGAGGAAAGAAGCCUGCGAAAAUGAAAUGUGCUUGAAUUAUAACGUGGACCGGAUGCGCUGAUUAUUAUCGCGUUACUAGGUUCCAAACUUCCUUGUUAAAGCGUCGCGCAGAACCGACAAAAUAAUUGUGGAAGGAACAGAAAUCUCAUUAUAAAACAGAAUUGUUUUAGGAGUAGAUGUCAAACUAUAGAGUUUUCUUGGUGAUAUAUCAGGGUUUUUUAAACAAAAAAGGACGUUGGACAAUUAGUGUUUUUGACUUCCUCAAGGCUAUUCAAUAAUUGAACUUUUUUCCAAAUUAAUGAUCAUAUGACUAAUUAAUAUUUUUAAUUGGAAACACACCGAAACUUAUAGAAAAAAAUGCCAGUUUCCUUUUGUAAGAUGCUCUCAUGUUGCGCGGCGCUGAUUCUACUUUCGACGUUGACGUCAUCAGUCAACGUCAUCGAGACGGAACUGGAGCCACUGCCGACGGACGCUAACUAUAAGGCGGGGGAGACUAAUUAUGACAACGGCGGCAUGGGUCCGCUUUACGACUUCUCGCGGAGCUUCAUCAAUAGCGCGCUUCCCGAGUUCCCGACGGACUUCAUAAAAAGUGUCAUGGACGAUGGGAUUGGAUAUGUAACAAGUGACCCUACUGGUGUAAUCAAGAAGUUUGCAGGUUAUGCCAUCGCCAUUGUGAUUGGACUGCUAUUCGUCCUCAUUAUGCCAAUUGUCGGCUGCUGUUUCUGUUGCUGUCGUAUGUGUGGAAAUUGUGGCGGGAAACGCGAACAAGAGGCAGACGACAACAUGCACUGCAAACGGAGAGUAUUUUCCGCCAUCUUGUUUACAACUACAAUAUUCAUAUUUGUUGGAAACAUUUGCACGUACGUAGCCAACGAUCAGAUGUCGAAUGCUCUUGAAGAGGUCAAUGACAUAGUUGGUAAUAACCUGGAUGACGUGGACACCUUCUUAGACCUUCUAGAGAGCCAAGUUACGACGAUCGGCGAAACUAAUAUGAACAAGACAAGGGACGCAAUCACGGACAAGAUGAACGCAACAAGGAUGGCAGACGACCUCACCCUCUACGUUUUGGCCGAACUCUCGGGUGGAGCCUUGGAUAAAAUGAUUACCAACAAGGAAAGAGUCAUAAAGGCCUACGAAUCAUUCAAGACAGAGAACGCCAGAAUGGAAGCGGCUGUACCAUCCGCUAUUUCGCCCAAUCCAUUUUUAACGGUGAAAAAUUCUCUAACAGCUGCAGAUUCUUCAAUCACGAACUUCACUACUAACGAUCCGAUAGCUCAGGUGAAACUUAACCUUGUGAAUGAGAUGAAGGGGAAACUAUCUGGCGACAUGAACAACCAAAAUGCUAAAGUAACUGCUGCCUUUGCAACGAUGGGCGGUGAAUCUACAAAAAUCGUCCAGCAGAUAAGAGACUUACGCCAUGAUGCCAAGGGAUCGUUGAACGUUGACUCUAUUAAGGACACUGUUCGUUCUUAUACAGACAGUGGCAAGACAUUUGAUGGCUAUAGACGAAAGGCCGGGCUUGGUCUCAGCGCCAUGACCACCCUGGUAGCAGCUUUGUUGGCGCUAGGUAUGGUGUUUGGAACAGUGGGACAAGGACUGAGGACAGAACCCACUGAACGAGGCAGCGUGUCGUCAUGUGGAGGACAUUUUCUCAUUGCCGGUGUAGCGUUUGUGUUCAUCUUCUCGAGCCUACUGAUGUUGCUGACCACCUUGUGUUUCGCUCUGGGGGCACCACUGGAGAGAUUUCUCUGUCAGCCGCUUACUGACCCUGACAUGAAGUUGCUCAAGGAGUUUGAAACGAGGGAUAGCUUCAAAAGUGUGGCUGAUACACUGGGCGGAUCAAUAACGUCGUCGUUGAAGGCGUGUAAGGAUGGCAAGUCCGCAUACGAGGCCUUUCACCUGAAGAAGCGGUUUGACCUCGAUCAAAUUGACCAGACAUUCAACGAUCAGAAAAAAAGCAUCGACGCAUCUCUCAACAAAACAUUGGGUUCCAUCACAGGUUUAACAACUGGUGAUUUAGAGAACAAAGCUACGAAUAGCUUUGCCGAUCUCGAACACACAUUUGACAAUCUACAUUUUCCUCUGAUGGACACCGCUGUAACACAGGGCCAACAAGCAGGAUUAGACAUGAGCGGCUUUAAGGGUGCUGUUGAUGAACUAAAAGCAAUCAAAGCAGAGAUUCCUACUUGGAAAACCGACUUUACGGAUGGUAUGAAGAAAGCCCAGGGUAAUAUAACAGCACAACUCCCAACGUUGCUUGGAAAAUUCAAGAAUGAAGUGAUACAUAUUGCAGAAGUUUUUGUAACAUCCACAAAGAAAUCGCUGCUGGAAGACGUUGGCAAAUGUACCCCAGUCUGGAACCUGUAUCACUCCAUCAUAGGAGUUGCUGUGUGUCAGUACAUUAUUGACGCGUUUAACGGAUUCUGGUUUUCCAUCGGUUGGUGUCUGUUUUUCUUCGUUCCGAGCCUGAUAUUUGCCGUAAAGCUUGCCAAACACUAUAGAAGUGUGGACCCGGAGGAUCAACCGUUUGAGAACAAAGUCGGCCCGAGUCCUGACGAAGUGGAGGCGAGAUACUGAACACGACCAACCACUUAAAGUUGUACUAUCACAGAUUGUCUUUAAUAUUUUUAUGUCUUGGAAUGAACAAUUUUUGGAGUAAUUUUGGGAACAUCAGUGGUAUAAAACUGAUGAGAAAGAUCAGAUCGCAGUGUUUUCUUACUUACGCUAAAAAUGGCUAAAGGUUGUAAAGCGUUAAUAACGCUUUAGGAAAAUGAAAUUUUGGACAAUUUUCCCAACGAUUUAGGUCUUUCUAUUGUAAGUUAUCUUAUAUGACUGAAUUGAAGGUAUUGGUGCCAAAUAAGCUGAUUCGAUUACGUUUGUUUUAAAUGUCAAAACUGCCAAUUUGUGACAGUGCAACUUUAAUUAAGAAAAAGAAUUAACAGUAAAAUAAAUGAGUGCUCAAAUGAUAACACUAAAAUUAAUUUCAAGUUUCAUAAUUUUUUCGAGUUCUUAUAAAAAACAACGAAUUGCAUCAGAACCAGAAAUCGCACAAAUGAAAAUGACACCAUUAAGAUGCUUUAUUACCAGUUUACCACAUGCUCAAUAUUUUUCAUGCUUUUAUACAAGAAUGUCAUGGUAGUGGUAAUGCACCAGUCAAUUGUAACCACGGACCCCCAGGUCCGGUGUAUACCGGGGAUAGCCUGGGAAAUGGGCCGUGUUUUUACCUUUCAUGUGGCCCCACAAUGCCGGGUAAAUGCCGUUGUUUUGUCUUCACGCCAAAUAUAGCGGGGACUAGACGUGGGUCUUACCUAGCGCCCCUAGGGUGCAAGGGCAUUUGGCGAGGAGUUUACCAUUAGUACGUCUCCUCAGGGCGGGGAUUUUACCCUGGCUUGGCUGGAAUUAAAGUCAAAAUCCCGCUAUUCCCCGGACCUGGGGGCCGUGGUUACAAUUGACUGGUGCAUAACUGGAUUAUUUUAUGAAGAAAUCAACACUAUGAAGCUAUAUGAAGCUAUACGUUGACCAAGCCUCUAAAACGGAAUACAGCAUAAUAGUGGCAUAUAUUGCCUAUAUGAUAUAUAAUUCGUUUCUGUGAUACCAUUUUAUUUUUUGAAUAUUUUAUGCUUUAAAAUAUAACCAGAUUUGCUUAGGCGUAAAAAUUGUUUGUUUCUUCUAUCCUGGGUAACUCAAUUUUCCCUCCCGAGACUUUACUUCUUUUGCGAAGUGUGGAUUUUUUUCGUAAUUUCUUGAAAAAAAUGUGUAUUUUUGAUUGAAAAUGUUUAAAUUUGACCAUUUUAUAAUUAAAUUUUUCUACAAAAGUGAUAUACCCUGAUAAAGGACUGUUUUUGAUUGAAAAUGUUUAAAUUUGACCAUUUUAUAAUUAAAUUUUUCUACAAAAGUGAUAUACCCUGAUAAAGGACUGUUUGGUAUAGAAUUCCGGUCCGUCAAAAAAAAAAAGAAAUAGAAAGACAGUUUUGCCUGCCUACAUUCCUACCCUAUCUUUAGAGGUGUUAGUGGAAACAAAAGUUUUUUGGGGCCUAAUAGGUUUUUUAUUGUUAAAAAAUUAUAGCAAUCCAUUUCACUUUUGAUUGUGUAAAAUAGCAUAGUUACCAUGAGUCAAAUAGCAUAAUCGGAUAAAAAAUUAUGUUUUUUUUACCAUGACGUUGUGUCAUACAGUAUAGUCCAAUAUGCUUUUUACUAUGACGUUGAAUCAAAUAGCAUAAUCGGAUAUGCUUUUACUAUGACGUUGUAUAAAAUAGCAUAUUCGGAUAUGCUUUUUACUAUGACGUUGUAUAAAAUAGCAUAAUCGGAUAUGCUUUUACUAUGACGUUAUAUAAAAUAGCAUUAUCGGAUAUGCUUUUUACUAUGACAUUGUAUAAAAGAGCAUAAUCGGAUAUGCUUUUACUAUGACGUUGUAUAAAAUAACAUAAUCGGAUAUGCUUUUUACUAUUACAUUUAAUGUCAAAUAGCUUAAUUGGAUAUGCAUUUUAACACUAUUUUGUGUCAAAUAGGAUAAUCGCAUAUGCUCUUUUACCAUGGUUUUGUGUCAAAAAGCAUAAUCGGAUAUGCUUAUUAACCUUGGCUUUUAUUGUUAACGUUUUUUGUUUGUAUUUUAAUUAAGCACACGUGUGUCAAAUAGCAUAAUCAGAUAUACGUUUAUAUCACGGCUUUUAUUGUACAUGUUAUAUUUUUAUUGCUAUAAAGCAUACUUUGUGUCAACUUGUUUGACUUUUUGAAUAUUUAGUGUGUUGCCAUGCACAAACUUUUGUAUGUAAGGGAAACAACUGGAAUUCAUUUGAUAUAAUAUUCCUCUUUAGCCGAAUAUUCGAUGAUAUCCCCUAGUCAUACUACUUACGAUUAUAUGCGUCCACCCAUUGCCCAAAAUGGUAUAUAUUAAUGCAAAAAACAACAACCCCCACCCACCGAAUAAUACAAUUUUUUAUUUUUUUAUGGACAACUAAUGUUUUUAGAAACAGUUCUUGCUUUUGUUCAUGGUUCAUUAUAUAUUUGUGUACUGAAAUGGGAUUCAUGCUACUUGUUUCAAUAUCGUUUUGCCUUCAUCUACAGUGUAGCUGACCUAUUGCUUAUAAAUUAUACAUGAUAGUCCGUCCACUUGACCAUUUGUUUGCAUGUAUUCAUUUACAUUUCUUCUUUUUCUUAUUACUUAUUUGUUGUGUUUAUAAUACAAAUAAAGACAUAUAGACCAAUA